CACGCUCAACGUGUAGCACUGAAGCAACAUGGCUCUGAAUGGAGAUGACGAGGACUUCGAGUGGGAGCCUCCAACGGAGGCAGAGAUGAAGGUGAUCCAGGCUCGCAGGGAGCGACAAGACAAAAUCAGCAAGCUGAUGGGAAACUACCUGCUCAAAGGAUACAAGAUGCUGGGAGAGUGCUGUGAUGUGUGUGGGACAAUUCUUCUCCAGGACAAACAGCAGAAAAACUACUGUGUCUCAUGUCAGGAGCUGGACUCUGAUGUUGACAAGGACAAUCCUGCUCUGAAUGCUCAGGCUGCGUUGUCCCAAGUAAGAGAGAGGCAGCUUGCAGCCCAGUCCCCUGCACCAUCCCAGGCCCCUGAACUCAACGGAGGCCCCAGCAGCAGCCAAGCAAGUGUGUCAGUUCCCAGACCGGAGCACUGUGAGGGGGCUGCCGCGGGAGGGAGAGCUGCCCUGCCUCCACCUGCUGUCCCUUCUCCGUCAACUCCUGCCGCCACCACAGCCCUAGCCCCUCCUCGCCCCCCAGUUAGUUCACAGAGCGCUGCCCUCCAAACUGUGUUGCAAGAAGCUGAGGAAGCUGUUCUAACCAAACUUCGCUGGGCCACUACCCAGCUACAGAGUUCGGCCUCCCUGGAGGCGAGCAUCCAGCUCUGCAGCCUCAUCACCAGCUGUGCCAGUUCACUGCGCAGCCUCAAGGAGCUCAGCCAGUAACCAGCACGGAAAAAAGGCUGAAACCAUGGAUUAACGCUGUUUCUAUUCGAUUGUCCUGGCAUACUGACUCUGGUUCGCUGCUUUGCAGUAUCUCUCUUUGACUGAAUCCUUGCUGAAUUCAAAAUUGGUCAGGAACUGCACUUGAAAUAAGGGUAAAAUGUCAAAAGUUGCUCUUCAGUUAGCAUACCUAUAUGGCUGGCCGGAAUAUCAUGUUAAAUGGUUUCAUAGUAUGUUUAAGUACAAAUGUUUGAAAAUUAGACUGUUUUUGUAUGAGUGGUGGAAGUAAGAAAAAAUUGAUGAAAAUGCAUGUGAGUUUAAAAGUAGAGGAGUAAAAUGGAUGUGAAAUGAAAACAAUUUGAUUCACAUUUUAGGCAGAAGUAACAAGAGUGGUUAUUUCUGAUACUGCUGUAAAUGUCAGGUGGUUAUGAAUGAUGAGUGGUGGACAGCAGACAGUAACACAGCCCAGACUAUCACAGUUUCAAAUAAAAUGUCAGUCAGGUUUGUCAAAUCAGUUGACAAGUUACCACUAUCUUUCAAAUCACAUGCAUUUCAUCACUUUUUUCAAUAUUUUUUCUUACUCCCAUUUUCCUUAAAUAGCACUCCCAAUAUUCAUUUUAUAUCCAGGUUUUCCCUCCAUUCUUCAAUUCACUUGCAUUUUCAUUACAUCCAUUUUCAGGAUUAGAAUUGUUUCACCCCUCACAUUUGUAAGUUCGGAUAUAACGAGAAAUGAACAUUUCUGAAUACACAUUCAUCACUGGUAUCAAUUUUAAACCAUCAGGCCUUAAACAUAUUUUAAAUUAAGUCUUCUAAUCUAUAUUUUACAGUAAAAGACUGCUCAUGUUGAUCAUCUUAGAUUAAUCCAAAAUGCCCACCAAAUAGACAUCUGGGAAAAUGACAUCUUUUUUUCUGAUUGGUUAUUACAUGGUGUUAUACCAGUAUCUGUUGGUAUAUUGUUGAACACAACAGUCCUCUGGUCAGAUCCGAUGCAUUUUUCUAUUCACGGUUCAGUCUGACGCUCAGAUUUCUGUUGUCUCUGACCUUCUGCCGAUGCAGAGAUUGUCAUGGCGUGCUGGCAGUUCUGAGGUUUUUGCUGUAAAUAUACCUGAUACAUGAUGGUGAUGCUCAGGUGAGACAGAGCAACAGUCAGGGGUCAGACCCAAAAUUCUUUAUUCAUUCAAAACAUCCAGCAGAAAUAUAACUGUGCAUCAAUAGACCGUACUUCAUAUUAGAUAAAACCCAGCUUCAGUGUUGUUCAAGGCAGUUAAGAGGUUUCCAAUUAAAUACCUGAAUAAAUCAUUGCCUAUUCAGGAGCUUUGCAGUUUUUUCCACAAGGGGGCGCCAAAUGCAAAAAGCAAUGCCAUAGAGUUUGUUCAUUGAAAAACGCUUCUAAUAAGUACCAAUAAACAUGUACAUUUCUG
Chelmon rostratus (copperband butterflyfish) is the source of this 2130-nucleotide messenger RNA. RefSeq names its product zinc ribbon domain containing 2 (gene znrd2). The coding region runs from base 29 to 712 and encodes 227 amino acids. The record is from RefSeq and is a predicted model, not a curated record. NCBI's taxonomy places the organism in Eukaryota, Metazoa, Chordata, Actinopteri, Chaetodontiformes, Chaetodontidae. The transcript has 4 exons.